Messenger RNA from Saccostrea cuccullata (small rock oyster), 2858 nucleotides. Its product is annotated as transcription factor TFIIIB component B'' homolog. The coding region runs from base 190 to 2739 and encodes 849 amino acids. NCBI's taxonomy places the organism in Eukaryota, Metazoa, Mollusca, Bivalvia, Ostreida, Ostreidae. The record is from RefSeq and is a predicted model, not a curated record. Gene Ontology annotation, molecular function: TFIIIC-class transcription factor complex binding. Gene Ontology annotation, cellular component: transcription factor TFIIIB complex. Gene Ontology annotation, biological process: RNA polymerase III preinitiation complex assembly. The transcript has 12 exons.
CUAAAAUACCAAAUGUAAUGUCGAUGAUGAAACGAGGAGGCAAAACUAUCAACACUUAAAACAUGAUUUAUAUUCUUUUAAAUAUCCCAGGGACUAAAUGUUAUUACAUUAUUGCUACUUAAGGAAGUGUUUUACUCAAGUUUAAAACUAAUUCUCCACAGUCAGUCCCUUCUUGUUUAUGUUUUAUCGAUGGCAACCCGACGAUCAAGACUUCAGAUCAAACCUAAUAUAGGUCCCAGGGGAGGACAAAAGACAGGACCCAAUGAAGGUGAAAAACAGAAAGAAAAAAUUUCAGAUGUUAUAAAAAGUCCAUCUCGCACCAUCUCCAGUCUGAUUAAAGCCCCUACAAAAGAUCCAGAGCCAAAAGAAAAUAAGAAACCUGAAAAGAAUGUGGAGGAAAAUAAAGUCACAUCAGAAAAUGGACCAAACUCUGAAAAGGAGGAAUCGGUCAAAAGCCCCAAAGGCCAAAAACCCCAGUACACAGCCCUGAGGGCAAAAAUCAAAGCUAAACCCAAUCUGAAUCUGGCUGGAAAACCCAGAAGAGCAACAGAGGAAACUCAGGCUAAAUGCCCCUCUUCUCCGCUGAAGUCGCCCCGACCAAAUAUUCCUACGACGAGUCUGAGGUCCCCACCGCCCAGACCAAACCUUCCCCCACCGCGACCUCAUUUACCAACAUGCCCAUCUCCUGUAAAAAGCAUAUCUAAGCCAGAAAUAAAUAUACCGAGACUAACAGAGGAAAAGGAGGAAAAGAUAGAAAAGCCUAAACAGGUCAGGAGACACACAAAAAUUGACAUCUCAAAGGAUGCACCGCUGGACAAAACCUCCAUGAAAAUGUCUGAUCUCAUAUUCUGGAACCCUAAUAGGAAUUUCAUGUCGAGCCAGAGUAAACCAGAGAAGCCUUCUAAGACUGUGGAUCCUGAGCCAGCCGUCAAUCCGCUGUUACAGGCGACAGAGGAAGAGAACCAGGUGGACGAACCUGAGGGUGAGGAGGAGGAGGAAGAAGAGGAGGCAUUGCCGGUCCCCCAGGUCAAGAUCGGGCCCGACGGCAGCCUCAUCAUUAAUGAAGAAAGUCUGGUAGUGAACACCAAGAAGCCGGUGAUUGAGGAGGAAACCGAGACAAUAGACGAGACGGAGAACACGACGACAUACGCCAGCUUCAGGAAACCUCGAACAAGACAGCUCUGGAGUAACAAAGAGACAGAGAAGUUUUACUAUGCCUUGAGUUCUAUAGGAACAGACUUCACUCUCAUGUUAAAAGUAUUCCCAAACAAAACUAGGACAGAUCUCAAGAAAAAGUUCAUGAAGGAAGACAAGGAAAAUCGCUGGAAGAUAGAAAAAGCAUUAAAGGAGAGAAACCCUUUUGAUAUGGAUGUGUUCAAACGUUUGGAUAAGUUGGUAGAAGAGGAGAAAUGUGAAAAGGAAAAGGAGAAGGAAAAAACAAAGAAAUCCAGAAUCAAAAAAGUGGAGAUGGUGGAGGAAAAAUCAACAGCUCAGCCUUCUGCUGUAAGGCGGAGUAAAAGAAAAACUACAGGCACAAAAAAAUUGUCAGCUUCUUAUUUUGAUACGAGCAAUGACGACUUUGAAGAUGAUGAGGAUGAUUUUGUAAAGCCUACCCCUUCGAAGGUCCACAGAGGGGCUGGUAAGAAGGAGGAGGAGAGAGGGAAGACAGCUGGCCUAGUUUCAGGACAAAGCAGCGCCCUGAAUCAGUCAGAGAUUGUACAGGCCAUACGAGAUACAGAGGGAGAGAACAGCGAGCAGGGCCCCAUCAUUCUGGUGUAUAACAAACCGGAGGAUCCGACCGGGGAAACCGUCAUCCACGUGUACAGGAUGCAGCCUCAGUUUUAUCACCUAGCUCAGGACAAUGGCCAGCAACCCAUCAUUGUAGAUGGAAACAAUAUUCAGUGGAUGAGUGAACAGUGGCCCGGUGUGCAAACUGUGGUGACAACAAGCGAGAACAGUUUAACAAACACUAGUGGAGGCCAAGAUAUGCCCCUACAGUUUCUGUCCUCUGACACUGACCAGGUUCUAGAAAUUCCACUCAUCACUGAAUCCGGUGAACCGUUUGUUCCACAAAAUGUCAUGACACUUGCUCAGAACAGUACUCAGGAAAUUGUUCAGGCAGAGGAACUUCCUGUCCCUGAGUCAGGAUUAAAUGCCGUGAGCUGUGUUGGGGAUCUUCAUUCAGCAUCGCGUGUUCACACUGGAGAACUUCCUGUCACAGAAUCAGCUACGCGUGUUCACACUGGGGAACUUCCUGUCACUGCGUCAGCUUCUCAUGUUCAGAUUGAGGAGAGUCCUGUCCCUGCGUCAGUGUCCAAUGUCAUGAGUUGUGUUGGGGACCUUCAUUCAGCGCCUCUUGAUCAUACUGAGGAAGUUUCUGUCACUGAACCAGAGUCCAAUGUCAAGAGGUGUGCUGGGGAGGAAGUUUCUGUCACUGAAUCAGCGUCCAAUGUUGUGAGCUGUGCUGGGGAGGAGGUUCCCAUCACUGAAUCAGCAUCCAAUGUCAUGAGCUGUGCUGGGGACCCUCAUUCCGAGACUGCUGAAUCUGAACUGGUAAAUUUGCCCCCCGUGAAGGGAGGUUUACAGACAGAGGUGAAAUUUGUACCUGUUUCCCAAACAGAUGUGACGGACUUAGGAAGUGAAUCGGUAGGAGAUAAUGCCACAGAACAGCGAGUGUAUGUGGAACAAGUGGAAGUGUCUACCAUCAUAGAUGUCAAUAUUGUCAAGGUGGAUACCUAAUACUUUAUCAUAAUUUGUGUGUUGUUUUGGAUAUUUAAAUUUCAAGUGCAAUGAAUUUUUUAAACUGACUUUUUGCCAGUUAAAUAGGAUUGAAUAAAUUAAAUAAAUUGUGUUACUCC